Molecule: messenger RNA, 1678 nt
Organism: Mercurialis annua (annual mercury)
Lineage: Eukaryota; Viridiplantae; Streptophyta; Magnoliopsida; Malpighiales; Euphorbiaceae
Product: cytochrome P450 83B1-like
Exons: 2
Coding region: 56-1552 (498 amino acids)
Molecular function (GO): heme binding; monooxygenase activity; oxidoreductase activity, acting on paired donors, with incorporation or reduction of molecular oxygen
Source: RefSeq, a predicted model, not a curated record
UUAUAAGGAAACAUUUCUAGCAUUAUCACCACACCAUCCACACAUAUUCAACGACAUGCCAAUUCUCAUUUUAUUUCUCUUACUCCUUCCCAUCUUCAUCUUCUUCCUUUUCAAGAAACACCACUCUUCACUUCAUCUUCCUCCUGGCCCUAAAGCUGAUCUUAUUUUCGGCAACUUAAAACAGCUCGAUAACUCUAAUCUCCCAAAAUAUUUAUGGCAACUCUCCAAACAAUAUGGAGAUCUCAUGUCUUUAAGACUCGGUAUGAAACCAACUCUCGUAGUUUCUUCAGCUAAAAUGGCGCAAGAAGUGUUGAAAACCCACGAUCUUGAGUUUUGUAGCAGACCUCGUUUAUCUGGUCUCCAUAAAAUCUCUUACAAUGGCGUCGACUUGGCGUUUUCUCCGUACGACGCUUACUGGAGAGAAAUGAGGAAGAUUUCGGUAGUUCAUGUCUUUAACUCUAACCGAGUUCAAAGCUUUCGCGAUAUUAGAGAGGAUGAAGUUCGUAUCAUGCUCGAAAAGAUUUCGAAACUAUCGGAGGAAUCAAAGGUGGUUAAUCUGUCGGAACUGAUGAUGUCUGUCGGAAGUGGAACAAUUUGUCGAAUUGCAUUCGGAAAAAGAUACGAAGACGGAGGAAGCGAAGCGAAAAGGUUCCAUAAUUUGCUUAUGGAACUGCAAGUCAUGUUCGGGAGCUUUUAUUUUUCGGAUUAUUUCCCUUACGUGGGAUAUGUUAUUGACAAAAUGUCUGGACUUCUGUCUCGACUUGAUAAGGUUUUUCAUGCAUUUGAUGACUUUUAUCAAGAACUUAUCGAUGAACAUCUUGAUCCUAAUCGAAAUUUAUCGUCUGAUACGGAGAACAUUCUUGAUGUCUUGCUUCAACUUAAGAAGGAUCGCUCUUUUAAAGUUCAGUUAAACUUCAAUAACGUCAAAGCAGUUCUCAUGAACAUGUUUGUUGCAGGAACAGACACAAGUGCAGCAUCAGUAAUAUGGUGCAUGUGCUUUCUACUAAAAUACCCAACAACAAUGAAAAAAGCACAAGAAGAAGUUAGAACCCUAAUUGGAAAAAAGGGUUUUGUAAACGAAGAUGAUAUUCAAAAUCUACCCUAUUUAAAGGCAGUAAUCAAAGAAAUGAUGAGACUACAGCCACCAGUUCCAUUACUAAUCCCAAGAGAAACAGUAAGCAAAUGCAGUGUAGGUGGGUAUGACAUAGGAGCCAAAACCCUAGUUUAUGUGAAUGCAUUGGCCAUUGGAAGAGACCCUGAAGCUUGGGAGAAUCCAUUGGAGUUUGACCCUGAAAGAUUCUUGAAAAAUGAUGUUGAUAUGAAAGGGCAGCAUUACGAGCUGAUACCAUUUGGUGCUGGUAGGAGAAUUUGUCCUGGAAUUUUCAUGGGAAUAGCUAAUGUUGAGAUUGCUUUGGCGAAUCUCAUUUAUAAAUUUGACUGGGAAAUGCCUGAUGGAAUGAGUGCACAAGAUAUACAUAUUGAUGAUGUUAAUCCGGGGAUUGUUGUUCACAAGAAGGGUGAUCUGUCUCUUAUGGCGAAGACUUAUGUAUGAAAUGUAUGGUUUAGUUAAUGGCAGCAGUUGUGACUUAUAAUAUGUGGUGUAUGAUUAUUUAUAUUUGUUUUUGGUCUACUAGGGGUCGGUAUUGUUUUUGCCUCAUAAAUGCAUUACUUUUAUUCA